AUGGAGGAAUCCAACCCCCCUGGCUCUGGUUGGCGUAUUCCCAAGGCUUGCCAGGAGUGCCGUAAGCGCAAGAUCCGAUGCAAUGGCCUAAACCCUUGCAAAACAUGCCAGCAGAGGGAGAGCCCCUGUGUUUAUAGAGAUUUCAUUCGACAUCGCAGGAAGAAAAAUGAGUAUCGAGGCGCUCGUGCUGAUGACCAGGUGGGUCGCGGUUCUCCCGACUCAGCGAUGCAGCCUUCCCAUCAACGGCGCUCGUCGGUCAUGAACAAUUUUCCAAGCAGCGUCUCCGCGACUCAUAUGGCAUCGCCUUCAUGUCAAAUGCAACUUUAUUACGGCCCCACAUCCCAUUUUGCUCUCAUGCAGCAUAUCUAUCGGGACCUUGUCGCCAACCCCACGGCUCGUCCGGGGCCGUCAACUGGAGUUGAUGAGGCGGGCGCUGGCUUAGAUCUGUUCAGCUUCCGUCGCAUCUUCUUUGGAACCCCAGAUACACAGGAUGCAGGGAAAUCAUCUGGGGCUAGCGACGUUCCCAUGAUGUUUCUGCCAUACGAUUUGGCCAAGAUGUUUCUCACUCGAUUCCUUUCUACACUCUAUCAUUUGACUCCUCAUCACCCUCAUGCAUAUUUCGAGAACGGUCUAGAACAGCUGUAUAACCCAUCUCCUGGCCAACAUCCCGACACCCUCACCCAGGCCUUAAUUCUAAUCGGGAUGGCAACUGCAUCUGUAGGCACGGAAUAUUUUGCGUGGGGCGAUAUCUUAUACGAACGGGUGAAAGCAUCGCUCACAUCCUACGACGAUGUGAUUCUCGUAUACGCCAAUUACCAAAAUGAGCAAGGUCGGCCAAAUUCUGCAUUUCUUCAUCUUGGGUCAGCCGCUCGAAAAGCACUCGCCGCCGGUCUGCAUAAAGAUGUUCCUUACGGUGACAUACAGACUCCGGAAACCGUUGAGAUGCGUCGAGUCACGUUCUGGUCUCUUUACCUUUUUGAAACGUGGUUCUGCUUCCAUACGGGUCGCCCGAGCUCAUUGUCCUUAAAGGAUGUUGCGAUCGAGAAUACACAAGAUCCAUUGAUUCGAAGUUUGGUUCACCUCUGCAAGACAAUUUCUCGGUCUACAGAUGAAAUAUAUGGGCAAAACCAUGAAUCUUUACUACACAUGUGGCGCGUUGCACGUUCAAUUAAUAAUGACCUUCGGGGACAUGAGGAAUUUGUUCGCCAGACCUUGGGGUUUGGCCUUGACACCCCUAUCCAAACUGGAUCUACUGGUAUUCGGCAAACAGUUUUCACGACCCUAUACUAUCACACAAUGUUACUGACAUUUCGCCCUUUCUUGAUCUUUCGCGGCCACUUGCUGCGGGAAAGGAAAGUGUCGGCUCGCCAGGCCAGUGUGUCAUCCAAUCACCCGAAGGAAAUCCCUUCUUGGUUGAAUGAGGCAUGUAAUCAUGCUCUCGGGGCUGCGCGGAAAACUAUUCAUCAUUUGAGCGAAGCAUCUCGUGUCAAUGAUUUUGUCAAGCAAUUGCGGUAUCACGGAUACUUUCUCGGAAGCUCCGCCUUCACACUGAUAUACGAUUUAAUUCACGAUACCUCGGCCGCCGCCGCUCAUCUACCAUGGGUGUAUGCUUCCUUGCAGAUUAUGUCUACAAUGAGACCUGGUGAUCCAAUUUCGAGCUCCAUAUCAGCCAUCCAAACAACCCUACGAAAGAUCAACCCAUCGUACGAAUGGUUACAAUGUCCUAAAGCUGGUGACAAGAACGUUUUCCGUGACGGGGAUAAUUCUUACGCUCCACUCACACAGGAUACCAUGAAUCAUCAACAGGUUCCACUGACUGGACUUGCCUUCUCUUCGCAGUCUUUGCUAGAACCAGGCCCUGAUCUGCCACCAACGCAAUGGAAUUUAACUCAGCUUGAGGGACCCGAAACUGUUCGGUCUGUUGGGUCGACUGAAGACCUUCUGGAUUUUACUCAAUCUGAUAUGGGGUGGGAUUUUGAUUUUUCGACAAUGGAUAUGGAGGCAUUCUUUUCUGUCUAUCAAUCGGGCGAUCCGUCUUUUAUGCUGUGA
Molecule: messenger RNA, 2049 nt
Organism: Penicillium verhagenii
Lineage: Eukaryota; Fungi; Ascomycota; Eurotiomycetes; Eurotiales; Aspergillaceae
Product: Zn(II)2Cys6 transcription factor
Exons: 6
Coding region: 1-2049 (682 amino acids)
Biological process (GO): positive regulation of transcription from RNA polymerase II promoter by galactose; DNA-templated transcription
Cellular component (GO): nucleus
Molecular function (GO): RNA polymerase II cis-regulatory region sequence-specific DNA binding; zinc ion binding; DNA-binding transcription factor activity, RNA polymerase II-specific
Source: RefSeq, a predicted model, not a curated record